Molecule: messenger RNA, 6519 nt
Organism: Betta splendens (Siamese fighting fish)
Lineage: Eukaryota; Metazoa; Chordata; Actinopteri; Anabantiformes; Osphronemidae
Product: dermatan-sulfate epimerase-like protein
Exons: 1
Coding region: 1053-4682 (1209 amino acids)
Molecular function (GO): chondroitin-glucuronate 5-epimerase activity
Source: RefSeq, a predicted model, not a curated record
AGCCUCCACACUCUGUACAGGAGGCGCAGGCUGCGCUGCUGAAGUCACGGCUCCCUCUACAGUUUGUACAGUGGAAAUUUUCCACCCGGCGCAGGAAAACAAUCACACUGACUGUGUUGGAAGUCGAGAGGACACAACGCAGACGAAUCGUGGAGAUUACGCACGCAUGCAGCCUGACUUCAGAGGUGCGCGCCUCCGACGGCAGGUGACGCAUACAAAUCGCCGCAGAUACAGUUGAUCCACAUCUGGAAUAUUCACAAUCUGGGACGCUGCUUUGCUGACGAUCGGAGGGGGGGAAAACGUAAUGUCUAAUUCUUUGAAUACUUGAGGAGCGACGACAACUUUCCCCCGUUCGGACUUCGCCGCGCUCAUCUCGGGAAGAUACAGCGUGAACAACUGGAUUUAACAAUGCGCCCGGACCAGUUUCCCGAGCAGGAUUUGCACAUUUAAGCCACACGGCAGGUUUGGAGUCUCUGCAGCGAGGAGACCGAGCGAUGUGGUCUGCGGAGGCGCGUUGCCUGCCGAGGUGCGUGUCCGUGCAUGUUGCAGCACGGUCGGGCUGCGCACGGAGCCUUUGGGUGGCGGUGAUUGGACCGGACACAGACUGGGGCUGAUUGAGGUUCCUCCUGGAGGAAAUGUUUUGGGGAGGAGAUCGAUAUGAGUCGGCGCAAGCGAGGGGGGAGUCGCCAGUCGUCACCAGCACGAAUGUUACCGUGAGGACGGACGGAGGGAAACACGGGGAAAUAAGUCAACGAGAGAAUCUGAAUCAUUAAGCAGAACAUGGAGAAAUAUCCAUCAGACGUUUAUGUAUUCGUGAGGUAACGUUUUGUUGCCUUUGCAAAGUUACAAAUCCAUAUGGACCGUGUUUGUUCUUGCACUAAAGUUUUUCCGUCUUCUCCACUUUUAUGCAUGGAACUUUGAUAUUACAUCAUAGAGCCUUUUGAAAAACCACAGUUUCUCGCCUGGCAACUUGUGGCUUAUAACAGCAACAUUUUUUGUAAGAAAGGAAACAAUCAGCUUUGGUUUUUGAGACCUCUCACACCUCUGGCAGCAUGGCAGCGAAGCGGGUUUGGCUGCUGCUCUCGUGCUUCGCACUGGGGGCUGCCUUCUCUGGGGUCUUCAACGCCACAGACAGAGACACUUCCACAGAUGACCUGAUGCGGGUCAAGCUCACGCAAGAGCAGAGCAGAGCGGGCCAGCAGUGGAAGCUCCAUUCCGCCGAUUCCCACCCCAACCUGUACUUUAACCAAGCGGAUGUGUUGCACUUGAGGCAAAGGUCCUCCACGACCCACGGCCACAUAUUUAAAGUCAUCCGGGCCGCCGUGCUCACCAUGCUGUCUAAUGCUCCCUUUUAUAUGCCCCCUGUGAAACAUGAGGAGUUUACAAGCAAGUGGAAUGAGAUUUAUGGGAACAACCUGCCUCCCCUGGCUCUCUACUGCCUGCUGUGCCCGGAGGACUCAGCUGCUCUGCAGUUUCUGAUCAAGUUUAUGGACAGGAUGGCCGAAUACCCGGACUGGAAGGUGACCAGCGCCCCCAACGACGAGGUCCCUCUGGCUCACUCUCUCACUGGGUUUGCCACUGCUUACGACUUCAUCUACUCUCACCUGGAUGAGCACCGGCGGGAUGUUUACCUCAAGAAAAUCCGCUCUGAGACAGAAGAGCUGUAUGAACUUUCCAAGUACCGAGGGUGGGGGAAGCAGUAUCUCCAGAAUCACCAAACCACCAACAUAUUAGCCAUCCUGACCGGAGCGAUAGUGGUGGGGGCGCACGACGACCCGGAGUCCAUGAUGUGGAAACAAGUGGCAGUGAACUACAUGGAGAAAACCAUGUUUCUCCUAAAUCACAUCGUCGACGGGUCUCUGGACGAGGGAGUGGCCUACGGCAGCUACACGGCCAAGUCUAUCACACAGUACGUCUUCUUAGCCCAGCGCCACUUCACCAUCGACAACAUGCAGAACAACUGGCUGCGGGGACACUUCUGGUUCUACUACGCCACUCUGCUGCCCGGCUUCCAGAGGACAGUCGGCAUCGCCGACUCCAACUACAACUGGUUCUAUGGGCCGGAGAGCCAGCUCGUUUUCCUCGACACGUUCGUGAUGAGAAAUGGAACAGGCAACUGGCUCGCUCAACAGAUUAGAAAGCACCGACCCAAGGACGGCCCCAUGGGGCAGUCGUCUGCCCAGCGCUGGGCUACACUUCACACGGAGUACAUCUGGUACAGCGCUCAGCUCGCCCCACAGCCGCCGCACGACUUCGGCACGGCCCGGAUGCAUGUUUUCUCCAACUGGGGCGUGGUUACGUACGGAGCCGGGCUGCCCAACAGCCAGGGCAACACUUUUGUCUCCUUCAAGUCCGGCAGGCUGGGCGGCCGGGCCGUGUACGACAUCGUCCACGACAAGCCUUACUCCUGGGUCGAUGGCUGGAACAGUUUUAACCCGGGCCACGAGCACCCAGAUCAGAACUCGUUCACGUUCGCCCCUAAUGGGCAAGUUUUUGUGUCCGAAGCACUUUACGGCCCAAAGUACAGCUAUCUUAACAAUGUUUUGGUGUUCAGCCCGUCUCCUAGCAGUCAGUGUAACAGUCCAUGGGAGGGUCAGCUGGGCGAGUGUGCUAAGUGGCUGCGCUGGACUGAUGAAGGGGUGGGCGACGCUAGAGGGGAGGUGAUUGCCGCCUCCUCGCACACAGACACCAUGUUUGUGAGCGGGGAGGCUGCGUCCGCGUACUCAGCCGCCAUGAGGCUAAAGAGCGUGUUCCGAGCCCUGGUUCUGCUCAACUCGCAGACGCUGCUGGUGCUCGACCACGUGGAGAAGUGGGCCGAUUCGCCCGUGAGGUCCCUUAGUGCGUUCUUCCACAACCUCGACAUCGAUUUUAAAUACGUCCCUUUCAGAUUCAUGGACCGAUACAACGGUGCCAUGAUGGACGUGUGGGAUGCUCACUAUAAAAUGUUCUGGUUCGACAGCCAGGGCCACAGCCCCGACACCAGGAUACAAGAGGCAGAGCAGGCGGCGGAGUUUAAAAAGAGGUGGACUCAGUAUGUUAACGUCACCUUCCCAAUGACAGGCACUGUCAGCAGAGUAGCGUACGUGUUACAUGGACCACAUGUCAAAGUGUCUAACUGUAGGUUUGUUGACAGUAGUAAAAAUGGAGUCAGACUUUCUUUGAUCAUAAAUAACACAGAGAAGAUUGUGUCUGUUGUGACUAACUAUAAAGACAUAGGAGCCAGGUCAGCUUAUUUAGGAUUUGGGGGCCACUGUAAGGUUGAGGAUAAAUAUCAGAUCACACGAUAUGGCCUCGGGGCUCAGCUCAUCCCCAAACAGAUCAGCGCUGAUAAUCAGCUGUUUGACUUUGGAGUCACAGUCAAUGUGAUCGCAGGGGUGGUUCUGUGCGUGGCCAUCGGAUUCAUGACCCUGCAGAGGAAGUUCUACGUGUGCUUCAGCAGGCUGAUGCGCUACGCUCUCCUCUCCGUGCUCCUGCUCUGGAUCGCCGAGCUGCUGUUCGUGUCCAACAGCUGCGAUCAGCUCCUCUGCGGGGUAAAGUGGAAGGGCGCCGGUGCCCAAAGCGAAGCCAACAAACAGAUCAAACUGUACGAGCAGCACCGGCUUCCCCUCCCCACCGUAGUCAUAACAGCCCUGCCCGGGUCGGGCUCGGAGAUACUCAAGCACCUGUUCUACAACAGCUCGGACUUUCUGUACAUACGCGUGCCCACCGAACACGUGGACAUCCCCGAGACGGAGUUCGAGUUUGACUCGCUGGUCGACGCCUGCGAGUGGUCAAAGCUCGACGCCGUGCAGGGCCGCUUUAAGAUAAUUCAGGGCUGGCUGUACUCCCUGGUGCACAGCACCAAGUUGCAUUUGCAGAACAUUCAGCUCAGCGAGGGCGGUAGGGUCAGGCCACUCCAGAGGGCCGGCGGCUCCAGAGACAGGAGUAAAAGGUCGCGGAGGAAGGAGCCGGCCUCUGAGCUGAAGGGUAAACUGAGGGCCAGCCUGGACAGGGAUGCGGAGUACGUCAGGGAGAUGAGACGCCACGUGCUGGAGUAUCCCAACGCCCGCGUGGUGCUCCACAUGCGCAGCGGUAGCUGGGCGCUGAAGCUGCCCUUCGUUCAGGAGGUGAUGGGACCCUCCCUGAGGACAAUCUAUUUGGUGAGAGACCCCCGGGCGUGGAUUUAUCUUAUGCUUUACAACAGCAAGCCCAGCCUUUACUCCCUUAAAAACAUCCCACAGCACCUGUCUUUGAUAUUCAAGGAGGACGCUGUCAGGGACAGCUGCCCGGCUGUGGCGCCGGAGUUUAAAAUAAUCCAGAGACUGCUCUCCCGUUCGGAGAGGAACCCCGUCCUGAUACUGGCCCAUCUGUGGCUGGCUCACACCACGGCGGCGCUGAGGGUCAGCGACGGCCUCCCCGAGGACUCCUGCCUCCGCGUGAGGUUCGAGGACGUGGUGAACUUCCCGCAGGAAACCGCGGAGAGCAUACACGCCUUCGUGGGGGUGCCGAUGGCGCCGGCAGCGCUCAACCAGCUCUUAUUCACCACCUCAACGAACCUGUACAAUCUCAUGUAUGAAGGGAACAUUUCGCCAAGGAACCUGCACACGUGGAGAGAGAAUAUGCCGCGGAAGGACGUGAGGCUCAUAGACGAUAUAUGCGGGGGUGUGAUGAAGCGACUGGGCUACGCCAGGUCUGCCAGUUAGCUUCCUGCUGCUGGUCAGCUGAUGCUGAGCUGCUUUGUUUACUGGCGCCGUCAACCAGUUCUGUAGAGGCUUUUAUUUGCACUGAGCUCAAACUUUGAGGAGGAGGAAAAACUUGAUAGCGACUUUGUCUGUGUUCACUUUUGUUUUCUGGAAACUGUUUCAACUUCAGCAACAGAUGUUCAUGAGGGAGGAAUAUUUUACAUUAAAAUAGAAACUCUAGCCGGGUGAAACUAUCGACCUUUGCUGUCUCACAUACAUAAAACGUAUAAGGUUCAUCCGAGAGCAGGACAGUUUCUCAGUAAGGAUUAUUCACUGUAUGUCUUAGUAAGAGAUAAAAAAGAGUUUUUCCUGUUGCUAAUCUGUGAUGUCAGAUCUUUGUGCACAAUCCAUAUCAUGUUAAUACUGGAAUUAUUUUCAGGGGGAUGAAAAGAUAUUUACCAGUUUGAGACAGAUCCAUUAUGAAGCCUGUUAAUAAUAAGACUCAUUGACAGUCUGUAGCUUUGUGAAGAUUAAUCUGUCAUGAACUGGUUGAGUUCCGCUUCCCUUUAAAAGUGUUAAAGACUCGCUGCUGUGUGGAGGAAGAUGACAGUCGUGCUUUAUUUCCCUGACAGUCUUACACAGCAAAUGAUCCGACUGUAUGAGUUAUUGAAGUCCGAGCUGCAGGACGUCGCCGUGGUUUUGGUGGCGUGCGUCCUCACAGGAGGCGCCUCCACCGUCUUCACCUGUAAACGUGUUUAUUGCUUGAAGAGUUAUCCUGUUUUAUGCAUGUAACCACAGUGAUUUAGUGCCGAGCCCGACCUACAAAGACAAACGGCACCCGAACGGCUCCUGUGUUGGGGGAAGGUGAAGCCGAGCCGAGCCGAGCUGGGCCGAGCCGGGACACGGUGGCACUUUUAUGGGGACUCUUUUGAUUAUAUGUGACAUUCAGCGCAGUAAAGCUAACUUUACUGUAUGUACUCGAUUAACUUGGAAAUAUAAACUGUCUGAAGAUGCAGUACAUAAAGCUUUGAAGAUAAUAUGUCUAGAAAAAAGAAAGUUAGAAGUAUUUAUGGGUUCCAAAGACAAAUAUCCCAAAGGAUCAGAAAUGAAUAUGAUUAUUUUAACUCCCUUUGGCAUUUACCGAAUUAGAUCAGAGGGAAUUGCUUAACAGGGAUCAAACUGGAAAAAAAAACUGUCAGCCUUGAUACAUUUCUAGUCAAAGCAAUUUCCAAAGCAUCCCCCUCGCUUACUCAUAUUCAUCUGCGAAAUGCCAUAACUGAGGCUUUAUUGCUGUGUAUCUUCACUAGAAACGGCGGGAGGAGAAGCAGCACGUCUGGGUCUCCCGUCGUGGUCACUCACUUGUUCGAUGUUGCUUUUUUGGGGGGUCCUUGUUCAGCGGCGAAUGAAUAUUCAUUCUAGACCAUUUCCACUGUGUGAUGUGUUCCCGUUGGCCCGGACGGCACCGCCGAUGCCGCCUCGCUGUCACAUGCACAUGGUGCACGCGAUUAUUAGCUCUCGCCGUUGCAUCUGGAAAUAAGCAUCCUCGCGCCGCUCGAAUCAGGCCUGUUUGUUUUCUUCUCUGUGAACACUGAGAACCCUUGACUGUCUGGAAAGCCCGUUUGAUGUUUGUGAUCUUUGAAUGUGUAGACUUGGCAGACAUGCUUUCACUUUGGUGUUGCAAUCCUGUUACCAACUCUGUUUUGUAUUUGCUCGUGGGGAUACGGUUCCUUGCUUCUGUGGCCUUGAAUUACAAUCAUUUCUUUAUGGUUUUGUAUUUUUUGGGGUUUUCUGUGACUUCUGGAGCAGGAGGUGGAGAUGAUGUAAAGAAAAUAAAAGCGGUUUUGUUCAGAUGCACUAA